This is a messenger RNA of Clupea harengus (Atlantic herring), 1180 nucleotides long. RefSeq names its product mitochondrial glutamate carrier 2-like (gene slc25a18). Gene Ontology annotation, molecular function: L-glutamate transmembrane transporter activity; L-aspartate transmembrane transporter activity. Gene Ontology annotation, biological process: aspartate transmembrane transport; malate-aspartate shuttle; L-glutamate transmembrane transport. The record is from RefSeq and is a predicted model, not a curated record. The transcript is spliced from 4 exons. The annotation marks the transcript as partial. NCBI's taxonomy places the organism in Eukaryota, Metazoa, Chordata, Actinopteri, Clupeiformes, Clupeidae.
GGGCCACGGUCCUCUGCCACCAGCAUCACCAUCAAGCUUCUGAGGACUCAAGGCUUGGCUGGGCUUUACAGAGGAGCAGGGGCCACUCUACUCAGGGACGUCCCCUUCUCAAUGAUCUACUUUCCCCUGUUUGCUAACCUAAAUAACCUUGGUCGAAGUGAGCCAGGUUGCCAGGGAGACGAACUAAAGCGAGCCCCCUUCCUGCACUCCUUCAUGGCAGGCUGCAUCGCCGGAUCAGUCGCAGCUGUGGCCGUCACACCAUUAGAUGUUAUUAAAACUCGUAUACAGACCUUGCAGAAGGGUGAGGGAGAAGACUCCUAUCGUGGCAUUCUAGACUGCAUACGACGUGUCCUGAUUCGAGAAGGGCCUACAGCUUUCCUAAAGGGAGCGACGUGUCGUGCACUGGUCAUCGCCCCUCUCUUUGGCAUUGCACAGGGUGUCUACUUUCUGGGUGUCGGUGAAGAGUUGCUCAGCCACCUGGGAUAGCAACAGGAACACUCUUCCCAACCUUUCAAACUGUACGGUUCCUUCAUGCAGUGAGGGGGGAGAAGAGGCCUGCCUACCUGAGUUACAGUAGAGAUUCUUCCACUCACUGCAUCAAAGGAGGCAAAGGAUGGAGAGGGAGAAAGAUAACUAAAUGCUAACAUAUUUUCAGAACCAACACACUCAUUGUGUCGUUUUUUUUUUAAACUGUAAGGGUUUACUAAUAGGUCAAGGGUUCUGUAUGCUCUGAAUGCCCCGAUCAGACAGCCUCCUGUCUCAGACAGGGAAGCAUUUUAUCUAAAGACAAAUCUAAAUUUAACAGAAUGAAUGAAUGAAUGAUUGAAUGAAUGAAUGACACCUCUGUAGUGCUUUUCUAGACACCCAAAGCGCUUUACACAUACCACAGGGCACUGAUAUAGAUACUACUAAUGUGUAAGACCAACCUGGAUGAUGCAAUGGCAGCUUAUUAUGCUGGUAUGCUCACUAUUCAUUGGCUGCCCAAUGGGGAGGAGAACAGACAGAGAACUAGCCAAAGGACUUUUUUUAAGUCCUCAACUUAAAUGUUGAAAAUAUAUAGCCGUUAUAAAGACAGUAAAUACUUAAGUUUAACUCACUCAUUGUAGAGAUUUCAUCCCAAUAGUUGUUUCUGCCCUUGUGAGGCCAGUGACUGUCCAUAAUGAGGCACCUUUCCACUGCA